Messenger RNA from Suillus paluster, 654 nucleotides. RefSeq lists its product as uncharacterized. The record is from RefSeq and is a predicted model, not a curated record. The coding region runs from base 1 to 654 and encodes 217 amino acids. Lineage: Eukaryota; Fungi; Basidiomycota; Agaricomycetes; Boletales; Suillaceae. The transcript is spliced from 3 exons.
AUGUCAACACCAUCUAGUAGCUGCCCUACCAGGGGUGACCAUAUUCAAGACUUGCACAAUUUGCUGCAAGGGAUGACACUAUCAGAUUCAUCAUUUGAUACCAUCACUUGGAGCUGCAAGACAACAGAAGAGUCCAUAGCCCUGUCGAGAUCAUCGCUCAUGCCAUCCACGCCCGCCAGCAUUUGUUUUGUUCCAAAGAAAAAGGCCCCCAUUUCCCCUUCCACCACAGCUCGCUCUACUGCUACACCAUCCCACCCUCAGCCUCAGGCUUCGCCAAUGGUUGCACAGACACUCUGCCAAGUUAUGGCUGCUGUUCCCAUGCCUAGUGACAUCCAUCCUCCACAAGCUGAUCAGACACCUGAGGGAUUCUGGGUGAUAACAGUUGGGCAAGAAGUCGGCGUGUUUUACCGCUGUGGUAAUGUUCAGAAACAUUACGUGUCAUUUCAACAGGUGUUAGCAGCAUAUACGGCCGGGUGUGACGAAGACAGGGUCCAGGCAGUUCCACUGGCAGGUGGCCCUUUCUGGCCAUCCACCUCAGAGUCCUUGCCCAACCCUCCUUCACCUACAUUGUCUGUGGGCUCAUCUGUGAGCUCAGACUCAUAUGACCUAUGGUUGCAGGUUGAAGACUUGACGGAGACAAUGAGUCAGCUUUAA